UGCCCAGUGAGUGAGUGGUUCGUUCUCCUACUAUGGAAGAGCUAAGGGUGCCGUCCGUAAUGCUACUCUGGAUACUUUUUGCAUCAGUGAUCUGCGUUGUGUGGGCGGCAUCGGCAUCGACAUCGUCUUGCCAGAACGAAGACGUUUCGGACUGUGUCAAGAGGCUCAACCUGUUGUCCAAAAACCGUAGCAUAGUGUUUGCCAGCACGGAGGCCGAGCUCACCACUGUCUGCCAGCAUCUGACAGAAGCCAUUGAAUGCGUCAAUGGAUUCACAGAGCGAUGCUUCAACAGCAAACAGAGAGACAUCUACAAGAGGCUGACCAGCGGAGCAGCGCAGCUCAUCGACGAUUUCUGCAGGGAAGGUUCCCAGUUCAGGAAAACUUACCUGAAACAUUCCAAGUGCUACAAGCUCCUGCAGGAGGAAUAUAACCGUUGUGCAGAGACCUAUAUGGAACAGCAGGCGGAGAUGCAGAGGCAGGUGUUGAGUUCCCAGGACAAAGUCCGGAAUUCCUGCUGUCAACUGGACGGCUACAAGCAGUGCACCAAAACGGCCGUGUUGAACCACUGCAACGCCGAAGCAGCUGAACUUGCUGAGGACAUCAUCGUCAAAGCCGGCGGCCACUUAGUCAGCGCACACUGCGCCGGAUACAAGAUCGACGGACCCAAAUGCAACGGAUGCGGAAAGUUCAUGCCUGGCAACCUUGUUUCGUUAUCUUUACUUCUUGUCCUCCUCAAGCUGUGUUACCGGACAAGGCUGACUUAGCCGUGUACUUCCCUCGCCUAUACGACGGCAAUGUCGACAAGUGACGAUCUUGCGGUGACCCAUAACCGACCAAUGUAUGGCCUGGGUGUGCCUGCUUGAAAGGAACUGUAGACGUGCACAGUGCCCAAGGACUGAUUGCAUUGGAUUGUAUCCGAUUGGUUUGGAUAGGGCCGCGUGACACACAUCCGUGUUUGUGACUGUGGAGAGGUUGUGUGGAAGCUCAGUUUGAAGAUAUUCAUAAACGUCCACCUUCGGGAUUCGACGGAUGCUUGUGUGGUUCUUGGAUGUCGGGCUCGUGGUCACAGAGAGACAGCAAAUUGUGACGGAAUGCCUGCCUUGUUUGUGGUACACACAUGUCUGUAUUUGUAGUCCACAGCAGUGCAUCGCUCUAAGUUUUGUUAGCCGAGAUUUUAGUGCGGCUUUCUGGAACUACGUGUUAACCGAACGAUAUGGCUGUUAAAUGUCCUGGAAAGCGCGAGGUUUUGUUUCGGUCGAAAACUGUACAGUGCUUUGAUGCUUCGAUGUCGGUGACGACACGAAAGUAUCAAUAAUAGUACUACUAAUGCUAGAUUUUUAUUGAGUUCGUAUCCCCCGUCUAACAGGAUGUUGCUUUUAUACAGGAUAUUGCUCGCUGAAGUUCUACUUUUGUCAUAAUGCAAGCCGGUGUACCAGCUGAACGACGCCCACAUUACAACUCGAAGAAGGGUGCAAGGUGUCCUGCUGUUGAAUUCGUUUUUAAUCUCCCGUGCGAUAUGACGAUGAGGACCUUAUUCUUUUAUGUAAAUACAGAUAUGUAGAUGGACACGACUGUA
Messenger RNA from Ornithodoros turicata, 1576 nucleotides. RefSeq lists its product as uncharacterized. The coding region runs from base 33 to 764 and encodes 243 amino acids. The record is from RefSeq and is a predicted model, not a curated record. The transcript is spliced from 5 exons. NCBI's taxonomy places the organism in Eukaryota, Metazoa, Arthropoda, Arachnida, Ixodida, Argasidae.